This is a messenger RNA of Stegastes partitus (bicolor damselfish), 2718 nucleotides long. RefSeq names its product polyhomeotic homolog 3 (Drosophila) (gene phc3a). Lineage: Eukaryota; Metazoa; Chordata; Actinopteri; Pomacentridae. Gene Ontology annotation, molecular function: histone binding; zinc ion binding; chromatin binding. The transcript is spliced from 14 exons. Gene Ontology annotation, biological process: negative regulation of DNA-templated transcription. The record is from RefSeq and is a predicted model, not a curated record. The coding region runs from base 1 to 2718 and encodes 905 amino acids. Gene Ontology annotation, cellular component: nucleus; PRC1 complex.
AUGGACGGCCAGAGCCCAGGAGGGAAGCAGGCAGACGCUAAUAAGACGGUAGCCACCACAUCAGCAGCCGUCGCCAUGGCAACAGUCAGCUCCAGCGGCACCACGUGCACCCAAGCGCCCUCUACUUCCCUCAGCAUCAUUCCACCAGAUAGACAGGCAGUCCAGGUAAUCCAGCACGCCAUCCACAGACCUCAGAGCAUGGCAGCCCAGUAUCUGCAUCAGAUGUAUGCAGCCCAGCAGCAGCACCUCAUGCUGCAGACAGCAGCCCUGCAGCAGCACCAGCAUCCCUCCCAUCUGCAAAGUCUGGCCACCAUACAGCAGGCUUCAGUUUGUCAGAGACAGUCGCCUUCUUCAUCCAGUGGCAGUUUGGUUCAGCCUGCUGGUGUUUCCCAAAACUCAAUCACUUUACCAGCAUCUCCAGUGACAGCCCAGCUGAUUGGCCGUACUCAAACAUCCACUGCUGCUGCAACCACUAUAUCCCAGCAGGCCAUGCUCCUUGGAAGCAGACCGGCCAACUGUAACCAAGCUCAGAUGUACCUUCGAACUCAGAUGCUGAUUCUAACUCCUGCAGCCACGGUGGCUGCAGUUCAGUCAGACCUUCCUGCUGUGACGUCCUGCUCCUCUUUACCUACCUCCACUCAGAAUCUAGCUCUGCGUGCCCAUUUGCCUGGAGCUCUGACUACAGCCCACAGUGUCAUCUUAAAGCCAUCCACUCAGUCCCAAACGCUGUCUCCAGCUGCCUCUAUGUCCAAGACGGCAAUCUGUGCACUGAAGGCCAACCAGCUGGCUGAUGCUUCAACAGAAACAGGACCGCCUGAUGUCCCCCAUCUGGCUUCAGGAGCCCAGAUUAUAACCCCAGCUUACCCUCCAGUACACACCCACACUGUAGUCAAGCAGCAGCUGUCCUGUCCCACAGGCCAGCGGGUGGCGCACCACCAGCUCAUCCUCCAGCAGGCCACAGGUGGAGCUCCCAGCCACAGACAGCUCCAGCCCAUCGCCCUCAGAGUAGCACCCCAAGAAACCACCUCCAACCCUCUUCCUCUUUCUGUUAAAAGACUGACCACUCCCAGCUCCCAGGCACAAUCACGAAAUGACCCCCCAGCCCUUUCUCCCUCUUCUCCAUCUGUCACUAGCCAGUUUGCAUCAACAGCUCAGACCUCAAUCCCAGCUGCCACCGUUCAGCCUCAGCCUCCUCCUCUGGUGGCUGCUCCGCAGCGUCGGACUUCGUUCCCACAAGUGCAGAACCAGCCUCCACCCCCUCCUCCACCUCUGGUUCUCCCCAGGCUGCCCCAGAACCCAACAGCCGCCCUCCACAGAUUGUCCCUGCACUCGGUCCAGGCUUUGGCCGUCCAGUCCGGACAGGUGCUGCUCACAGAGCAGGAGCUGCCUGUGGCCGAGGCUCUGGUCCAGAUGCCCUACCAGAACUUGCCGCCUCCUCAGACGGUGGCUGUUGAUCUGAAAGUGCAUCCAGUCAGACACACUGAAACUCCGACGGUGGGGCAAACAUGCAAAGUGAAUGGACUAGGCUCAGAGGAGAGGAAAGAUUCUCCAAGUCCACGUAGAGACAGGACACCUACACCUCAAACUGUGCCUCCUAAGAAGAAUGGUGCAGUGAUGUGUUCGUCCUCCGUCACCACCAGUCACUCAGUGAUCAGGUCACCACAGGUGGAGGAGCCCUCCCAGCUCACCACCACAACCAGCAGCAGCAGCAGCAACCCCCCUCCUCCAUCUCCUCCUCUACCUCUACCCGUCCUCCCUGCUGCUGUAAGAGGCCCCAGCCAGCCCCCCUCUGCCCCAGCCAGCCUCCCAGGAAGCCCUGACAGGACACUGACGUCCCACGUUCUCACACACCUCGUAGAGGGCUUCGUCAUCCGGGAGGGCCUGGAGCCAUUCCCAGUGGGUCCGUCCUCGCUGUUAGCGGACCAGCAGGCUUCGCUUCCUGAAUCCCAGGAGAUACAGACCAAUGGGGAUGCAGCAGAGGACAGUCCUCUGGAUGCUGACCAGUCAGAUUCAACAGAUUCUGAGAUGGAAAAUGAUGGCCGUGCAGCAGAUGAGCUCCAGGAGAGUGUGGCAGGUGUGCUGCAGUGUGAAUACUGUGGAAGCAGAGGUUACGCUCACACGUUCCUGCGCUCCAAACGCUUCUGCUCCAUGACGUGUGUCCGAAGGUUCAGCGUGAGCUGCACCAAGCGGAUCACGGUGCUGCGAGCAGGCCGCUGGGGUCACAGGCCGAUGGGCAGGAGAGGACGACCUCCCAGCAGAGUCAAUGGAGCCUCCAGAGAACAUUUUCUGAGACAGGCUCACGGGCCGUUUGACUCAGAGGAGACCCAGCAGAGUUUACAGAGGAAGGAAGAGGAGCAGCAGCAGCAACAGGAGGAGGAGGAGGAAGAGCAGCCUCCAGUUCCCAUGACUACCAGGCUCCGAAAGCAGGCUGAGAGACAGCGAGAAAGGGAGCGAGAGCAGAGGAUGACGGAAACAAUCACUGUUUCUGAUGGAGAGGAAGACGUCAGCUCUCCAUCUCAGUGGAACGUGGAGCAAGUGUUUUCAUAUAUCAACACCCUACCAGGUGGUUCGGACGUAGCUGAGGAGUUUCGCUCCCAGGAGAUAGAUGGACAGGCUCUGCUGCUUCUCACCGAGGACCACCUGGUCAGCACCAUGAACCUUAAACUGGGACCUGCACUCAAACUCUGCGCCCACAUUAACUCUCUGAAAGAUGCAUAA